Homo sapiens (human) is the source of this 2505-nucleotide messenger RNA. It is a transcript of the gene ARSL, whose product is annotated as arylsulfatase L. The record is from RefSeq and is marked reviewed. Gene Ontology annotation, molecular function: arylsulfatase activity. Gene Ontology annotation, cellular component: Golgi stack; endoplasmic reticulum lumen. The transcript is spliced from 12 exons. The coding region runs from base 350 to 2194 and encodes 614 amino acids. NCBI's taxonomy places the organism in Eukaryota, Metazoa, Chordata, Mammalia, Primates, Hominidae.
GUUAAUCAUUCCCAGCUCAAAGCCUUGUGCAAGUGCUCUCUGCCUUCACGCUUGCUUCCUUUGGGAGAGAACCUUCCUCUUCUUGAUCGGGGAUUCAGGAAGGAGCCCAGGAGCAGAGGAAGUAGAGAGAGAGACAACAUGUUACAUCUGCACCAUUCUUGAGACAGGGUCUCACCAUGUUGCUCAAGCUGGUCUUAAACACCUGGGCUCAGGCAAUGCUCCCACCUUGGCCUCCCAACGUGCUCAGAUAAUGGGCAUGAGCCACCACGCCUGACCGCUUCUGGAUCUCUUGAUGGUGCUUUCUCAGAAUGCACUGAUAGUGAUUUAUCCUGCAUCUGGAGAAUGAAGCAUGAGACCCGUGAUUAAUAGAUGUGCUCCAGGCUCCCUUGAUUUGAUGUUGCCCCAGGCAGCCUCAGAAGGAAUUGUAUUUCAUUCUCUGCAAAUCAGUUUGUGUUUCAGGAGCUGGCUGCCAGCGAUGCUCGCUGUACUGCUAAGUUUGGCACCAUCAGCUUCCAGCGACAUUUCCGCCUCCCGACCGAACAUCCUUCUUCUGAUGGCGGACGACCUUGGCAUUGGGGACAUUGGCUGCUAUGGCAACAACACCAUGAGGACUCCGAAUAUUGACCGCCUUGCAGAGGACGGCGUGAAGCUGACCCAACACAUCUCUGCCGCAUCUUUGUGCACCCCAAGCAGAGCCGCCUUCCUCACGGGCAGAUACCCUGUGCGAUCAGGGAUGGUUUCCAGCAUUGGUUACCGUGUUCUUCAGUGGACCGGAGCAUCUGGAGGUCUUCCAACAAAUGAGACAACUUUUGCAAAAAUACUGAAAGAGAAAGGCUAUGCCACUGGACUCAUUGGAAAAUGGCAUCUGGGUCUCAACUGUGAGUCAGCCAGUGAUCAUUGCCACCACCCUCUCCAUCAUGGCUUUGACCAUUUCUACGGAAUGCCUUUCUCCUUGAUGGGUGAUUGCGCCCGCUGGGAACUCUCAGAGAAGCGUGUCAACCUGGAACAAAAACUCAACUUCCUCUUCCAAGUCCUGGCCUUGGUUGCCCUCACACUGGUAGCAGGGAAGCUCACACACCUGAUACCCGUCUCGUGGAUGCCGGUCAUCUGGUCAGCCCUUUCGGCCGUCCUCCUCCUCGCAAGCUCCUAUUUUGUGGGUGCUCUGAUUGUCCAUGCCGAUUGCUUUCUGAUGAGAAACCACACCAUCACGGAGCAGCCCAUGUGCUUCCAAAGAACGACACCCCUUAUUCUGCAGGAGGUUGCGUCCUUUCUCAAAAGGAAUAAGCAUGGGCCUUUCCUCCUCUUUGUUUCCUUUCUACACGUUCACAUCCCUCUUAUCACUAUGGAGAACUUCCUCGGGAAGAGUCUCCACGGGCUGUAUGGGGACAACGUAGAGGAGAUGGACUGGAUGGUAGGACGGAUCCUUGACACUUUGGACGUGGAGGGUUUGAGCAACAGCACCCUCAUUUAUUUUACGUCGGAUCACGGCGGUUCCCUAGAGAAUCAACUUGGAAACACCCAGUAUGGUGGCUGGAAUGGAAUUUAUAAAGGUGGGAAGGGCAUGGGAGGAUGGGAAGGUGGGAUCCGCGUGCCCGGGAUCUUCCGCUGGCCCGGGGUGCUCCCGGCCGGCCGAGUGAUUGGCGAGCCCACGAGUCUGAUGGACGUGUUCCCCACCGUGGUCCGGCUGGCGGGCGGCGAGGUGCCCCAGGACAGAGUGAUUGACGGCCAAGACCUUCUGCCCUUGCUCCUGGGGACAGCCCAACACUCAGACCACGAGUUCCUGAUGCAUUAUUGUGAGAGGUUUCUGCACGCAGCCAGGUGGCAUCAACGGGACAGAGGAACAAUGUGGAAAGUCCACUUUGUGACGCCUGUGUUCCAGCCAGAGGGAGCCGGUGCCUGCUAUGGAAGAAAGGUCUGCCCGUGCUUUGGGGAAAAAGUAGUCCACCACGAUCCACCUUUGCUCUUUGACCUCUCAAGAGACCCUUCUGAGACCCACAUCCUCACACCAGCCUCAGAGCCCGUGUUCUAUCAGGUGAUGGAACGAGUCCAGCAGGCGGUGUGGGAACACCAGCGGACACUCAGCCCAGUUCCUCUGCAGCUGGACAGGCUGGGCAACAUCUGGAGACCGUGGCUGCAGCCCUGCUGUGGCCCGUUCCCCCUCUGCUGGUGCCUUAGGGAAGAUGACCCACAAUAAAUGUCUGCAGUGAAAAGCUGGAGCCCCGAUUCCUAAAUUUUGUCACUCAAAUUGAAACAAACCAGCUGGCCAUGGUGGUUGUCAUCCCAGCACUUUAGGAGGCCACCACAGGAGGAUCACUCCCGUGAUCAAAACCAACCUGGGCAACAUGAUGAAACUCUAGCUCUACAAAACAAAAAUAAAAAAAAAAUUAGCCUGCAUGGUGGCACACGCCUGUAGUUCUAGCUUCUCAGGAGGCUAAGGCAGGAGGAUCAUUUGAGCACCGGAGUUGGAGGCUGUACUGAGCUAUGAUUGUACCACUGCACCCCAGC